AUGCGUCUAGCAUCUCGCCAUUUAUUGUCCAUCACUCUUAUAAGCUGUGCCCUCUUUGGCGUCUCUUCAGCAGCCUUUAAUGAACAACAAGCUGUACGCAUCGAUGAUAUCACCCCUCAAUCAACCACAUCGGUCGACGCUGUCGCUGUCACCAAUGCACUAAGCGAAUACUAUGAAAACAUCGUUGAUCAAGUCAUGGCUACUUUGACUGAAGAGAUAACCUUGUCAGCUCCUCGCUCAUUCAUGUCAAUCCACCAUUUGGGAACUGUCCAUCGCAGUCGUUGUCGCACUUCUUUUCGAUCAUUCGUGCAUGCACUUCGCGACCACUUGAACCUCAUGCGAUCCAACUUGCUUGCUUCGAUUCGACCUCUUGUUGAAUCCAAUUUACCGACGAUACUCGAACACAAAGAUCGGCAUACAGCUACAGCAGGUGUCUCAGGGUUGACGGAGGACAUUUUGACUUUGAACCAGCAUAUUGGGAAUCAAUUGGGACUUAUUGCCAAUGUGGAUGAGGCUGCUGAUAUCAUCAUUAAUCAAUCUAUUCCUGCAAGUCUAUUCGAAGAACAGCAUCAGCAACUACCACAGCAACCAUUGCCAGAGCAACCACCAAGAUGGCGUCAAGGCGGGGAUCAACUUGUGAUGGGAGCUCAUCCCCGACUACAGCAACCACAAGACGACGACUAUGCCGAUCCCUUGUUAUGGUUGGAUGCCCUCCGCCUUGAACAGGAGCAACAACAGGAGGAAGAAGAACGUCCUGAAUCUAUUGCAUUAUCCAACUGGUUAAGAUCAUGGCUUUCCGAAAUCGAAAGUAUCCUCAGCGUACAAUUUGAUGAACGCGUACAAGACGCAACACAAUCCAUCUUGGAGGACUUUUUACUGGAUGAGUAA
This is a messenger RNA of Lichtheimia ornata, 888 nucleotides long. RefSeq lists its product as uncharacterized. The transcript is spliced from 2 exons. The coding region runs from base 1 to 888 and encodes 295 amino acids. The record is from RefSeq and is a predicted model, not a curated record. NCBI's taxonomy places the organism in Eukaryota, Fungi, Mucoromycota, Mucoromycetes, Mucorales, Lichtheimiaceae.